CGUUAGCGGAAACAGGUUGUUAGCUCCAGGAAAUCAGAUGGUUGAAAAAAAGCCUUUCUUUCUGAAGCAGAACCCACCUUGUAUACAGUCACAUAUAUACCGGAUCAGUAAUAAACUGUAGCCAAUGGACGGUGGGAUUAUAACACUGAGUCUGCGUCGAUAACGGGCCCGGUUGCUAGGGCGCCGGGCUGGGCCGGAACCAGAACCAGGCCCGGGCUAAGGGAAGGACGCAGUCAACGCUGCGGCGAUACCGGCGGGCUGCUGUGGGGACUGUCAUGCGGUUUGAGGUGGGGGUCUAAUGUGUACCACCGUGACCUGCCGUCAGUAGACAACAAGUUCACUGACCAACGCCGGCGCUUGUGGUGAAUCACAUCGAUCUAACGACUGAAAGCGCGAGGAUGGCACAGCGGGAAUUCAGCCAGGCGCGAGCUAGCUUUAGCGCUAGCUAACGCCGGAGUUGCCGGACAUCAACUUUUACUGUCUCACUAGCUGGAAAACGUAGAAAAAUCCAAGUAUGAGCGGUUGAACUGUUUAUGUGAAUGAGGGGGGUUAUUGUAUAUCGUCUAACUUUUGUGGCUUCUCUCGUUAGCUCUCGUAAAGGCCUGAUAAAUGUUUGUGGAGCGAGUAUAGCAGUCGUUAGCUGCUGAGUUAGCCCGCCUUGACCGCCCCAAUGAAAGAAUACAAAGUUGUCGUGCUGGGCAGCGGCGGCGUCGGGAAAUCCGCGCUCACCGUGCAGUUUGUCACCGGCACUUUUAUCGAGAAAUAUGACCCGACCAUCGAGGACUUCUACCGGAAGGAGAUCGAGGUGGACUCGUCGCCCUCCGUGCUGGAGAUCCUGGACACGGCGGGGACGGAGCAGUUCGCGUCCAUGAGAGACCUGUACAUCAAGAACGGACAGGGCUUCAUCCUGGUCUACAGCCUGGUCAACCAGCAGUCUUUCCAGGACAUCAGACCAAUGCGAGACCAAAUAGUGCGAGUGAAGCGCUUUGAGAAGGUGCCGCUGAUUUUGGUUGGUAACAAAGUCGACCUGGAGUCUGAGCGUGAGGUGGCUGGAUCAGAUGGACGGGCUUUGGCUCAAGAGUGGGGCUGCCCCUUUAUCGAAACCUCUGCCAAGAGCAAGACGAUGGUGGAUGAGCUGUUUGCAGAGAUUGUCCGGCAGAUGAAUUACUCCUCGCUGCCAGAGAAGCAGGAACAGUGCUGCACAGCCUGCGUGGUACAGUGAGGAAAAGACUCAUCAUUUGUCUGGAUCCACCUCAAGCUUUUCGAUGAUCCGUUAACCCGGGCACAACCUGACUUCAACCCUGCUGAUUAAAAACUUACCGCAGCUGGCAAAGUUUCUGCUUGAGGUGGUUUCUGACUUCCUGUCUCAGAGCAUCUGACAGGAAAGACGUCGGUCCUAUUUUUGAUAUCAUAACUGUUAGAAGAUGUUUCUGCUGCAACCUCAACGGCCUUCGCGAUGACCCGGGAUCAAGUUGGACUGACUGACUUUUACGAACGGCCACCUGUGAAUUCGUCUUUUCGGGGUUUUUUGUUUUGUUUUGUUUUGUUUUUUAUGUGUGUGUGUU
Molecule: messenger RNA, 1565 nt
Organism: Neolamprologus brichardi
Lineage: Eukaryota; Metazoa; Chordata; Actinopteri; Cichliformes; Cichlidae
Gene: rap2c
Product: RAP2C, member of RAS oncogene family
Biological process (GO): Rap protein signal transduction
Cellular component (GO): membrane
Molecular function (GO): GTP binding; GTPase activity
Source: RefSeq, a predicted model, not a curated record